AUGUUCGUCUCUUCCCUUCUCGCGAUCGGCCUGGCGCCAUUGCUCGCAUCCGCCGCUCCCUCUUGGUCCACCGGUCCAACAACCGACUACGCCACCAAGGCUAGCACCAAAACCUGCAGUGUCCUCGACUACGACGGCGUCGCCGAUGGAAAGACUGAUAUCGGCCCGGCCAUCAGCUCUGCCUGGGAUGACUGUAAAGAGGGCGGCGUGGUGUAUAUCCCGUCUGGCGAGUAUGCCCUCGGGUCAUGGGUGACUCUGACCGGUGGAAAGAGUACCGCUAUUCGUAUGGAUGGUACUAUCUAUCGCACCGGCUCGGAUGGAGGCAACAUGAUCUUUAUCGAGCAUACCUCCGACUUUGAACUGUUCAGUUCCAACUCCAAGGGUGCGGUGCAGGGGUACGGGUAUGAGUUCCACAAGGAGGGAUCUCUGAGUGGACCUCGUAUUUUACGUCUGUAUGAGGUUACGGACUUUUCAGUUCAUGAUUUGAUUCUGGUUGACGCGCCUGCUUUCCAUUUCUCCAUGGAUACUUGCUCUAAUGGUGAGGUUUAUAACAUGGCUAUUCGUGGUGGUGACUCUGGUGGCUUGGAUGGUAUUGAUGUGUGGUCGAAUGAUAUUUGGAUUCACGAUGUCGAGGUCACCAACAAGGACGAGUGUGUCACUGUCAAGAGUCCCUCCAAGAGCAUCCUGGUUGAGAACAUCUACUGCAACUGGAGCGGUGGCUGCGCCAUGGGUUCGCUCUCCACCGACGUUGACAUUAGCGACAUCACCUACCGCAACAUCUACACCUGGUCCUCCAACCAGAUGUACAUGAUCAAGAGCAACGGCGGCAGUGGCUCUGUUUCCGACGUCACCCUAGAGAACUUCAUCGACAUCGACCAAGCAUGGAGCAGCAUGUCAACCGUCUCCGGCGACGGCGUCCAACUGAACAACAUCACAAUCAGCAACUGGAAAGGCACCGAAGCGAACGGGGCCCAGCGCGGCCCGAUCAAGGUGAACUGCGCACCCGGCGCACCUUGCACCGAUGUCACCAUUGAAGACUUCGCGAUGUGGACCGAGGAGGGCGACUACCAGACCUACGUCUGCAACAGCGCCUACGGCUCCGGCGAGUGUUUGAAGGAGGAGAGCGGCGAUGUCACUUCGUACUCGACUACUGUUACUGUCAGCGCUGCGCCGACUGGUUACUCGGCUGCUUCUAUGGCUGCUGAUUUGGCUACUGCUUUUGGAACGGAUUCUGAGAUUCCUAUUCCUACUAUUCCUACUUCGUUCUAUCCUGGUGCGACGCCAUUUAGUGCGUUGGCUGCUAAGGCUAGCUCUGCUUAG
Molecule: messenger RNA, 1320 nt
Organism: Penicillium waksmanii
Lineage: Eukaryota; Fungi; Ascomycota; Eurotiomycetes; Eurotiales; Aspergillaceae
Gene: rhgB
Product: putative extracellular rhamnogalacturonase
Exons: 4
Coding region: 1-1320 (439 amino acids)
Biological process (GO): carbohydrate metabolic process
Molecular function (GO): polygalacturonase activity
Source: RefSeq, a predicted model, not a curated record